Cygnus olor (mute swan) is the source of this 2171-nucleotide messenger RNA. RefSeq names its product solute carrier family 2 member 10 (gene SLC2A10). Gene Ontology annotation, biological process: transmembrane transport. The record is from RefSeq and is a predicted model, not a curated record. Gene Ontology annotation, molecular function: transmembrane transporter activity. Gene Ontology annotation, cellular component: membrane. NCBI's taxonomy places the organism in Eukaryota, Metazoa, Chordata, Aves, Anseriformes, Anatidae.
GCAGCAGGAAGGUUUCUGUCCCACUGCGCAGAACAAGAAUGUUAAUUGCACGGCAAGCUGGACACGGAGGCACGUUGCCUCAUGGAGCACUGUGCUGGUGCAAGGAGACAAGCCCGAGAGCGUGACCCCUUGUCUCCAAGCGAAGAGCAAGGUCGCGCACUGCUGGUCCUCCUGCUGUCUGCUACAGUCUCUCUCCUGGGCGGGCUGAUAUUUGGAUACGAGCUGGGGAUUAUCUCCGGUGCGCUGCUGCAGCUGCAAACAGACUUUCACCUCGGCUGCUUCAGGCAGGAAGUUCUGGUGAGCUCCCUCCUCAUCGGGGCGCUCCUCGCCUCUCUGGUGGGGGGCAUCCUCAUUGACCGCCAUGGCCGGAGGAGAGCAAUCCUGGUCAGCAACUUGGUCCUGCUGUUCGGCAGCCUUAUUCUGACGUUGGCGAGGUCGUUCAUUGGGCUGGUCAUUGGGCGCAUGACCGUGGGCUUUGCCAUCUCUGUCUCAUCCAUGGCCUGCUGCAUCUAUGUCUCGGAGAUGGUGGCGGCCCAUCAGCGAGGGCUGCUGGUGUCUCUCUACGAAGCAGGUAUCACUGUAGGCAUCCUGCUGUCGUAUGCACUGAAUUACGUCUUUGCGGACGUGGAUGAGGGAUGGAGGUACAUGUUUGGACUGGCCAUUGCCCCGACAGCCAUGCAGUUCCUCAGCAUCCUCUUUCUCCCAGUGAACCCCGUUAAAUUAAACUCGUGGGACUCAGACUGCCAGAAGGGUCUCAUUCAACUGCAGACUGCUGAGGACAGAGAGGCAGCAAAGCAGGAGUCCUAUAAGGAGAAGCACUACUCAUUUCUUGACCUUUUCAGGACCAGAGACAACAUGAGAAGACGCACUCUGGUGGGCCUGGGCCUGGUGCUCUUCCAGCAGUUCACUGGGCAGCCCAACGUGCUGGGCUAUGCCUCCAAAAUCUUCCACUCGGUGGGAUUCCAGAGCAACUCCUCCGCCAUCCUGGCCUCUGUUGGGCUGGGGGCGAUAAAGGUGGUGGCCACGCUCGUCGCGAUGGCGUUUGCAGACAAGGCCGGCAGGAGAGUGCUGCUCAUCGCCGGCUGCGUGGUGAUGGCAAUCUCCGUCACCACCAUUGGCCUCACCAGCUGCAUCACUCCGCUGGCCAUGGCCAGGGACUGCACGGCGGCCGCAGACCCCAACGCAUCCCACAGCCUCGGCCAGCAUCCCCUGACGCCCCUGUCCUCCCAACCCACUGGGUUCCGUGUCCCACCAGCAUUAGGUGAAGGCAACGGGCAGGGGGGUCCUGGUUCUGCUGCCGCACAGAGCCUUACAAAAGCCUUCGCCGGUGCUCAGAGCAGGGAGGCUGUUACUGACUCUUCCCACACCCAGAAGAUGGGCUUGGCAAGUCAGUCCAAAACAGAGACAGGAGAGAGCUCAGGCCCUCCUUUUGGUGGUGCUCCCCCGACAGAACAUAUGGUUUUAAAUUGGAUUACGCUGCUGAGCAUGAUGGCUUUCGUGAGCGCAUUCUCAAUUGGAUUUGGACCAAUGACCUGGCUGGUCCUCAGUGAGAUCUACCCAGCUGGAAUAAGAGGAAGAGCCUUUGCUUUCUGCAACAGCUUUAACUGGGCCGCCAAUUUACUGAUCAGCCUCUCCUUCCUAGACCUUAUUGAUGCCAUUGGUUUCUCUUGGAUGUUUCUUCUCUAUGGACUGAUGGGAGUGAUGGCUGUUAUAUUCAUUUACCUUUUUGUUCCGGAAACAAAAGGCCAGUCCUUAGAGGAGAUAGACCAGCAGUUCUCCAGGAAACGGUUGUGGGAAGGGAGCGGGUGUAAGCCGAGGCGUGCAAGAGGAGCGAGCUGCACACAUGGGCAGUACCAGCGAGUGGAGCACACCAGCAGCACCUGAAACCAGGGACCAGCAGCGUCACCCUGAGGAGGGGAGCAGACCGUGCCAUUGGGACAUUUCUUCUUGUGGCCUGUGACUGGUGACCUCUGCUCAGAGGCUGCUCUCCCUGCAGUGCCUUCAGCCUUGGGACAUGCCCAUAGCUGUCCUCUGCGUCCUUGGAGAGUCGCUGGUCCCAGGCAGGGAACACACCCUUCCUUUGGUAUCUUUUAUUGUUCACGGUUUGUAUCUCCUAUCGUUUAAGAGAUUAAUGGUUUUGUAUGCAGGAAAUAAAACAAUUUUUGCUGACA